Heteronotia binoei (common prickly gecko) is the source of this 4370-nucleotide messenger RNA. Its product is annotated as zinc finger protein 420-like. The record is from RefSeq and is a predicted model, not a curated record. The transcript is spliced from 8 exons. NCBI's taxonomy places the organism in Eukaryota, Metazoa, Chordata, Lepidosauria, Squamata, Gekkonidae. Gene Ontology annotation, biological process: regulation of DNA-templated transcription. Bases 186 to 2966 code for a protein of 926 amino acids.
GCUUGUGUAUGUUUCCGGCGGGGGGAGGCAGGUUGGUUCUGCAUCGCCCUAGAGGGCAGGAGGGGCUUCAGGCAGGUAACAGCGAGGAAAAGCUGUACAACCGGAUCCUGGGAAGGUUUACUCACAACCACAAAAAUAAGGGUAUCUGAACACAGUAGGAUGCAACCCAAGAGAAAGGGAAGGUGAUGGAAGAAGGACCUGGAAUAGGCAAGAGAUCAAGGGAAAGUGCCCAACCCACCCAGGUUGGAAGUGGUGUUGAAUCCUGGGAAAGAGCUGUGCCAGGGAUCCUGUCACAGGACACGAUGAGUGCAGAUGGACGCAACCGAUGCUUCCGACAGUUCCGCUACCAUGAGGCUGAUGGACCCCGAGGUGUUUGCAGCCAACUCCAUGCACUUUGCAAUCACUGGCUGGAGCCCGAGAGGCACACCAAGAAGCAGAUCGUGGACCGGGUGAUCAUGGAGCAGUUCCUGGCCAUCCUUCCCCAGGAAAUGCAGUGCUGGGUGACAGAAUGUGAGCCAGAGACCAGUUCGCAAGCGGUGGCCCUGGCCGAAGGUUUCCUUCUGAGUCAGGCUGAGGAGAAGAGGCAGGCAGAGCAGAUUUGGGGACCAGCUGUGAAGAUGGAAGCAAAGCUCUCUAAGGCAGGAGGAGAUCCAUUCGAGGAAAGUCAGAGGGCAAAGACCCAGAAGUGUGCCCUGGGUGGCCUGUCAAAUGGUUGUGAAGAGAUGUUGUCAAGCCAUCAUCUUUACAGUGGAGCACAAAUGUCUCCCCCUCUGGCCCAGUCUCCCUUGUCCUUUGAGGAGGUGGCCGUGUAUUUCACCGAAGUUGAGUGGGGCCUGCUGAAUCCAGGUCAAAAAACUCUUUAUACGGAAGUCAUGGCGGAGAAUUAUGGAAAUGUGGCCUCUCUGGAAGCCAGGAAUGGAAGAGAGACUACAGUGGAGAGCAAUGGACACUUUGUGUCCAAAGAAUGGCUGGAGAGUUUCUCAGGAAGAUCUCAGGAGACUCUUUCUUUUCCACAUGAGCUGCCUGCCACAGCAGAUGCAGAGGAGACAGCUGGGGAAUUCCAGGGAUUCUCUUUGGAAAAUGCCAAGAAUGAAGAUGCUGAAGGAAAGUUGGGAGAUGGAGAUGUAGCACAGAGGCAGGAGCAAAGCCAUGCAGGAGAUGAUCAGUGGGCUGAGGAGGAUGAGGAACAGCAUCUUUUAUCACCAGAUGAAAUCCAGAAUGAAGAUAUGAGGGGAAAUGUCAGGAAUCACGUAAGACCUAAGAGGCAGAAAGUCAGCCAUGUGGUCAAGAAGAGGAGUAAACCCAUUCCUCGCCAAGGGGGGGAUUUCCAAGAGGUUGUGCACAUGUUGGAAGAAACAGUCAAUGGCUUGGAGUGCGGAAAGAACAUUUUAGGUCAAACACAAUGUAACGUCCAUUUAGAAAUGCAUAGUGGAAAUAGCACCCAUCAAUCCCUGGAGAGUGGAGAGACCAUGAUUCACAGAGCAGACCUUUGUAAACAUCAAAGAUCACAUAUAGGAGAGAACCUUUAUAGGUACUCAGACUGUGCCAAGAGCUUUUCAGAGAAAUCAGACCUUGACAAACACCAAAGCACACAUUCAACAGAGAAGCAAUUUAUCUACUCAGAGACUGGAAUGGCAUUCUCUGAUGGAAGAAAGCAUAAUGUACACUUCCCAAAACCCAGUAUAAUGAAGGCGCAUAAAUGUUUUCAGUGUGGAAAGUACUUCAGAAACAGAUCACAUCUCAUUGUGCACCAAAAGAUCCACAGAGAGGAGAAACUGUUUGAACUUUCAGAGUGUGGGAAAAGAUUCAAUCAUAGCAACAGUUUACAACAGCAUAGACAAACCCACGCACGGGAGAAGCCUUUUGAAUGCUCAGAGUGUGGAAAGAGAUUCAUCUGGCAUGGCCAUCUUAAAGAGCAUCAACAAACUCACACAGGAGAGAAGCCCUUUGAAAGCUCAGAGUGUGGGAAGAGAUUAAUUCGCAGUACCAUUUUUCAAAAACAUCUUAAAAUCCACACAGGGGAGAAGCUGUUUGAAUGUUCAGAGUGUGGGAAGAAAUUCCGUCGAAGUGACAGUCUUCAAGAGCAUCAACGAACCCACACAGGGGAGAAGCCCUUUGAAUGCUCACUGUGUGGGAACACAUUCACUCAGAGAAGCCAUUUAUAUCAUCACCUAAGAAUCCACACAGGGGAGAAGCCUUUUGAAUGCUUUGAGUGUGGGAGGAUGUUCAGUCGAAGUGACAGUCUUCAGCACCAUCAGUGGACCCACGCAGGGGAGAAGCCCUUUGAAUGCUCAGAGUGUGGGAAGAGAUUCAUGCAAAGGGGCACUCUUCAGAAUCAUCAAAGAACCCACACAGGGGAGAAUCCCUUUGAAUGGUCAGAGUGUGGAAAGAGAUUCAUGCACAUUGGCACUCUUCAGAAGCAUCAACGAAUUCACACAAGGGAGAAGCCCUUUGAAUGCUCAGAGUGUGGGAGGAGAUUCGUGCACAGGGGCACUCUUCAACAGCAUCAGCGAACCCACACAGGGGAGAAGCCCUUUGAAUGCUCAGAGUGUGGGAAGAAAUUCAUGUACAGUGGCGCUCUUCAGAAGCAUCAACGAACCCACACAGGGGAGAAGCCUUUUGAAUGCUCAGAAUGUGGGAAGAGAUUCAAUCGGAGUAGUUCUCUUCAACAGCAUCAACAAACCCACACAGGGGAGAGGCCGUUUGAAUGCUCAGAAUGUGGGAAGAGAUUCAGUCGGAAAGGCACACUUCAACAACAUCAACAAACCCACUCAGUGGAGAAACCAUUUCAAUGCUCAGAGUGUGGGAAGACAUUCACUCGGUGUGCCAAUCUUCGAGGACAUCAAAAAACCCAUACAGGGGAGAAGCCCUUUGAAUGCUUAGAGUGUGGGAAGAAAUUUUUUUCAAGUGGUACUCUUCAAAAGCAUCAACGAUACCACAAAGGGAAGAAACUUUUGAAUGUUUAGAGUAUGGGAAGACAUUUAUUUGGGUGGCACUCUUUAAGAUCAUCAGCGAACCUACACAAGAGAGAAGCCCUUUGAAUAUGCAGAGUGAUUCAGCUGGCGUGGUGUGCUUCAACAGCAAACCGGCACAGAACAAGGUUUUUGAAUGUUCAGAAUGUGGAAAGCUACUUAGAGUGGCAUUCUUCAACAGCAUCUAUGAACCCAUGUAGGGGAGAAGCCCUUUUGAAGGCUCAGAGUGUGUGAAGAAAUUCAGUCACAAUGAUACUAUUUAACAAUAUCUAAGAUGACAUACAGAAGAGAAGCCUGUUGAAUGCUCAGGGAGUGUGAAAACAUUCAGUUAUAGUAGCACUCUUCAUCUUCCACACAGCCUACACAGGUGAGUGUGCAAACAGAUUCAGUCAGAGUGGCACUCUUCAACAACAUCAAAGGGGGGAGGAGCUCAAGAUGGCGACGGAGAAGCUCCUCUCCCCUUCCUUAUUUUUCUGGCUGCUUUGAGGUACAUUAUCCACUCAAUUCACAGAACUAAGUUUUGGAUAAGGCUGUCGAACAAGGGGAGUAAUUAAUUAUCUUGAGGUGUUUUUCUUCGUGUCCAAUUUACAGGAAAACAUCUAAACAUGCCACAGGCUCUGAAAGAGUCAGAGGACAGCUUGAAACAACAUACAACAAUGAAAGUUUCUGUUUAAUGAAGUAGUUUGUCAUAUCUUUAUGACUGUGUGGGACUAAUAGCUGCUGGUGUUUUCAUUAGGCUUCUUCUCAAGGACAUUUGUAUUGUUAGGAGUGCUUGAUCUUUCUGCCUGACGUAACUUCUACACCCAACGACUGGAAUUAUCUUCUAAACAAACUGUGUUUAACUGCAGGAGGAGCAAAAUAAAUACAAAGAUAUGUUAGUAUGUAAACACUCUUAUGAGUUUGGGGAUUUAACUUCUGCUCCAGUGUCUAAGCAAAGUAAAUUUGCCAUUACUAACAGUCCCUAUACAAUGUCUCUACUUCAAACCAGUUUGUAGCCCUAACCACCAUAUCAGAGGAUUUUAUAUAUUUAUUUAUGGAAUACCUCUACCAAUUUCUAUAUCAGCAUUCAGUUGCGUUCCAACUGAAUGCUGAUAGAAAUUGGUAGAGGCGUUCUAUAAAUAUAUAUAAAAAAAUACAAGGAAGCUGGGAAAUUUUGGCACUUCAAGCCUACUGAACCUAUGAAUGUGGCAAGACGGUCCCUUGAAGAAGGAUAGUAUAUCCAAAAUGAAAUUGGAUCGGUUCUUUUUUCUUGUUGGACUUGCUAAAAAAUCAUUCUGGACUUUGGACAGUAGCUAUGUUGUGCAGUGGAAGAUUUUUCAAUUGCAUUAGUUUAUGUAAGCUUAAGGUGUUUUGUUGUAUGUAGUUCGUAUUACACAUUGCUACUAAUUUGUAAACUGA